AUGAAGACGUUCGCCGUCGCGGCCACCGUUUCCCUCCUGCUCCCUUCUCUCUGUGUUCAUGAGAACUCUGCCGUCCCUGUGGAUGAGGAAAACGAAUACCCUGGUCCCGCCAGGUGCCGGUUCUGCUGCGGCUGCUGCCUGGCGGAUGUCUGUGGCUUGUGCUGCGACUGA
Molecule: messenger RNA, 171 nt
Organism: Xiphophorus maculatus (southern platyfish)
Lineage: Eukaryota; Metazoa; Chordata; Actinopteri; Cyprinodontiformes; Poeciliidae
Product: hepcidin-like
Exons: 2
Coding region: 1-171 (56 amino acids)
Source: RefSeq, a predicted model, not a curated record